AUGAUUACCAUCACUCUGACGAAGCUGUCAUUGUUGCUAUUCUUCCUCCGAAUUUUCCCUGAUAAACGACUUCGUCAGGCAACAUGGAUUAGUGGACUUUUCGUUUUCUUGUCCAACUUCUCCAUCUUGAUGGCACUGGCGUUCCAAUGUGUUCCACUUCGAGCGUACUGGACCAACUGGAUGUAUAAAGUGGCUCCUGUUCAGUGCAUCAAUGGCUUUGCAACAUUAGAGGCUGCAGCAGUCUUCAGCAUUAUUCAGAGUGUCAUGAUUCUGCUCAUUCCGGUUCCGACCGUUUGGAACCUCAAACUUGCUUGGAAGAAGAAGGCGAAUCUGAUGAUUAUGUUCUCGGUUGGAUCCAUUGCACUUGUUUGCAGCUUCAUGCGCCUGCCAUCGCUGUUGAACCUAGAUCGCUCGAACGAUUUGUCAUAUGAUCAAGCUCCAGUUGUUGUCUACUCGCACUUAGAGAUGAGCGUCGGGAUAAUUUGCGCGUGCCUACCAGCUUGCCGCUCCUUGCUUGAAUACUUCUUUCCCUCCCUGAAGAUGACCUUCGGAGAGACAAAUGUAACAGGUACGCUAGCAGUGACAAAUCGAACGCCAUUUUCGCUUCCAAGGAGUCGAGUGGAGAAGAAUAGUUCGACGAGGAGCUUGGUUGAAUUAAGCGAGCGCCAAGGUGGAAACGAGAAUGGGAGUGAGAGAUUGAGCACGAGGACACUAUCUUUUCACGAUGACUUUGGUGUAAAAUCUCAUGACAGUGAGGACUUGGGAAUUCACACGACUGUAGACACUGGGCCAAAUGUUGGACUUGCAGUUGGAACGGAUAGUCAUAGGGUCUACAUGACAAAGUCAGUGGAAAUAGUCAGCGACAGAUACGAAUAA
Molecule: messenger RNA, 876 nt
Organism: Cadophora gregata
Lineage: Eukaryota; Fungi; Ascomycota; Leotiomycetes; Helotiales; Ploettnerulaceae
Exons: 3
Coding region: 1-876 (291 amino acids)
Source: RefSeq, a predicted model, not a curated record